Molecule: messenger RNA, 1026 nt
Organism: Rosa rugosa (rugosa rose)
Lineage: Eukaryota; Viridiplantae; Streptophyta; Magnoliopsida; Rosales; Rosaceae
Product: choline monooxygenase, chloroplastic-like
Exons: 5
Coding region: 198-851 (217 amino acids)
Molecular function (GO): 2 iron, 2 sulfur cluster binding
Source: RefSeq, a predicted model, not a curated record
UUUAUCUAUUCCUUAGGAGAAUUCCAACAGUUUAGACUGUUAAUCAUGGAAUUAGUGUAGUGUUGCUGAUUUUUCUCACCUGUUAGUUGAUGUAUUCCCCUUUUUAAAGACUACUGAAUAAUGAAUGAAGUUCAUUCUCAGUCACUUGUUUACUAGCUAUCAAAGAUCAGUUUUGUUCAACACAGGCUGAGUGCUUCAUGGAGUCGACGAUGACAAUGACUAUGACUGUGACAAUGGCGAGUCUCAAACCCAAACCGAUGCCACCCAGAUGCCCUUACCUUCCUCAUUCAUUGAACUCGACAAGAUUCUUCAAGUCCUUGUCUCUCACCAGUCCUUCAGUGGGAGCCCCGACACUGCUGGAUCAAUUCGACCCGACGAUCCCAGUAGAGCGAGCCGUACAUCCGCCCAGCUCAUGGUACACCGACCCUGCCCUUUACGCUCAAGAACUCGACUCCAUUUUCUACCGUGGCUGGCAAGCUGUAGGUCAGCUCCUUUUUCACCGGCAGGCAUGGACAUAUGGGUUAGACGGUGCCCUUCUUAAGGCACCUAGGAUAACAGGAAUACAGAACUUCAAUAAACAUGAGUUUGGGCUUACACCAAUAAAAGUAGCUACUUGGGGACCGUUUGUUCUUGCAAAUAUGGAGCCAGAGGUUGACAGUGAUGCAGCGGUUUCUGCGAGCGAAUGGCUUGGGAGCUCUUCAGAUGUACUGAUUAAAUAUGGGGUUGAUUCAUCAUUAAGUUUUAUUUGUAGACGUGAAUAUACGAUUGAAUGUAACUGGAAGGUCUAUUGUGAGUUUGUGACAACUACUUGGAUGGAGGAUAUCAUGUGCCUUACGCACAUAAAGACCUAGCAUCUGGUCUCAAGCUCGAUAGUUACUCUACCAAAGUAUAUGAAAAGGUCAGCAUUCAUAUAAGAAUGCAGAUUUAAAGGCGAACAAAGGCAGAGCUUAUUACUAAGAUUCCUAUCUCACUUAGGGGUCCUGAUGAUCGAUAUGUAUGGCAUUUCGAACGGAGAGGGUGUUUUAC